This is a messenger RNA of Naegleria fowleri, 663 nucleotides long. RefSeq lists its product as uncharacterized. The transcript has a single exon. NCBI's taxonomy places the organism in Eukaryota, Heterolobosea, Eutetramitea, Acrasida, Naegleriidae. The record is from RefSeq and is a predicted model, not a curated record. The coding region runs from base 1 to 663 and encodes 220 amino acids.
AUGUCUGCACGUAAAUUCAAAGACUAUUAUUCCAUUCUCAAAGUAGCACGAAAUGCAACACAAGCCGAUAUCAAAAAAGCCUAUGUCCAAUUAGCCAAAAUUUAUCAUCCUGAUUUAUUGGAGAGUUCCGACCCAAAGAAAGCCUUCAAAGAGGCUACGUUUAAAGAAAUUACAGAAGCCUACAGUGUAUUGAACAAUCCCCGAAGAAGAAGUGAAUAUAAUUUGGAAAUUUAUGAAUUAGAAAAAGAGAAGGCAGCCAAUCAUUCAGAUAUAGAUGGCAUGGCUCGUCCUCCUCCUGAUCCAAUUACCUAUGAAUUAUCGGAGGAAGAAAAGCAAGCUCUAGGUAUUCAGUUAAAGAAAAUUCGGAAUCGUAAAAUUCGACGUUUGUUUAUCAUUGUUCUAGUUCUGUUUGGUAUUGGAUGGUACUUUAAAUUGAAAUAUAUAUUUCUAAGAAUGUACAAUCGAGACAUCAACAAUAAGGUAAUUUUCAAAGAUAAAGAAGGAGUUGAUAGCGAAAUGAUUGAGGAGGUCAAUAAGAAGUUUGUUCAGGAACUUCAAAGAGUGAGAGAAGAGAGAGAAAAGAUGAAUAUUAUGAGACAUCCAACAAAGAAGAUGACAACAACAACCUCCUCUAAAAAGCAAGAAAAUAAGGAAGAAGAAUAA